Molecule: messenger RNA, 2226 nt
Organism: Elgaria multicarinata webbii
Lineage: Eukaryota; Metazoa; Chordata; Lepidosauria; Squamata; Anguidae
Gene: TNFRSF21
Product: TNF receptor superfamily member 21
Exons: 6
Coding region: 31-1902 (623 amino acids)
Biological process (GO): oligodendrocyte apoptotic process; neuron apoptotic process; negative regulation of B cell proliferation
Cellular component (GO): plasma membrane
Molecular function (GO): protein binding
Source: RefSeq, a predicted model, not a curated record
GAAUUAUUGACCUAAAGUCAGCCAGGGUUUAUGUUCCUUGGCACCAUUGAUGCUCAGUCAGAGCUGACAUCUAAACAGAAUGCCAUAAGCCUCUCCUCUCGCACAUACAACCACCUUGAUCGUGCCACUAACAAAAAACUGACUUGUGAGAAGUGUCCUGCAGGAACCUAUGUGUCUAAGCAUUGUACAAUGACAACGGUAAGAGAGUGCAGCCAUUGUGCCAGUGGGACCUUCACAAAGCAUGAAAAUGGAGGAGAGAGCUGCCAUUUGUGUAGAAAGCCUUGUGAGCAGCCGAUGGUUGAGAGGGCACCUUGUACGGCUUUGGCUGACCGUGAAUGCACCUGCCCAUCUGGCAGCUUUCUGAAUGACAGCACCUGCACCCCUUAUUCAGUCUGCCCCAUUGGAUGGCGCUUAAGAAAGAAAGGAACGGAAACUGAAGACAUCAGGUGCAAACCGUGCCCCCGUGGCACUUUCUCUGCAGUGCCUUCUAGUCUGUUCAGAUGCAAAACAUUUACCAACUGUGCACAAAACAACAUGGUGGUGAUAAAACCAGGGACAAAAGAGAGUGACAACAUCUGUGGAUUUCAGUCAACUUUCCAGAAUGCAGCUGGGCUUUUGUCAAGUCCAGAGAAGGACGAACGACGGCACACGUUUUAUUCUACUACUUUUCUUCCCAAAGGUGUGAACUCUUCAGCUUCCAACUUUGCUGUCACUCCUCCCCCAAGUUCAUACACUGAUGUGAUGGAGCCAACAGAUAUUUACAAUGGAACCUCAAAGAAUGAGACAGUAGCAGUUAAUGUGACUGUUCUGGAAUAUCCUAAGCCUUUAAAUCACCAGCAAAUCCAUUACCACAAGCAUACGCCUUCCAUUCUUAAAAUGCAGCCAGCCCUGGAGAUGAGUAGUAGUGUAAAAUCCAGCAUUCCAUACAAAACCCCCAAAAGAGGAUCCCCGAGACAGGCCUCCCACAAGCAUUUUGAUAUCAACGAACACUUGCCGUGGAUGAUAGUCCUGCUACUGCUACUUGUUCUAGUCGUGAUAGUUGUGUGCAGCGUCCGGAAAAGUUCACGGACUCUAAAGAAAGGGCCAAGGCAAGAUCCCAGUGCAAUUGUGGAAAAGUCUGUUUUGAAAAAAUCUUCUACCCCAAUCCAAAACAGGGAGAAAUGGAUCUACUAUUGCAAUGGACAUGGCAUUGACAUUCUGAAGCUGGUAGCAGCUCAAGUUGGAAGCCAAUGGAAGGACAUCUACCAGUUCCUGUGCAAUGCAAGUGAGCGGGAGGUGGCAGCUUUUGCCCAUGGGUAUUCUGCAGACCAUGAAAGGGCUUAUGCUGCUUUACAGCACUGGACCAUCAGGGGCCCUGAAGCCAGCCUUGCCCAGCUGAUCAAUGCUCUCCGCCAGCAUAGGCGCACGGAUGUGGUGGAGAAGAUCAGGGGGUUGAUGGAAGAUACGACACAGCUUGAAGCUGACAAAUUGGCCCUUCCUGUAAAUCCGGUUCCUCUCAGCCCCACUCCCAAUUCACAUCCAAAUCCAGAUGCUGCCAUUAUCCCUGUGGAACCAUCUCCCAUAGAGAAGAACAAGUGCUUCUUUGUGGAUGAGUCGGAACCUCUUCUGCGCUGCGAUUCAACUUCCAGUGGCUCUUCUGCUCUUAGCCGAACAGGCUCUUUUAUUACCAAAGAAAAGAAAGACACGGUGCUGCGCCAGGUACGCCUGGACCCCUGUGACCUGCAGCCCAUCUUUGACGACAUGCUUCACAUUCUGAACCCAGAGGAGCUGCAUGCCAUCGAGGAGAUUUCACAGGCAGAGGAUAAGCUGGACAGGCUUUUUGAAAUCGCUGGUGUCAAGAGCCAGGAAGCGAGCCAGACGCUCUUGGAUUCAGUCUACAGCCACCUGCCUGAUCUGCUUUAGACCUUGGUCACCCAAUGCCCUCUGCACCUACACUCUGGCUGCUACUUGUACUAGCUUGGCAUUUGCUAAAGAUGACAUGCAGGCAGGAUAUUUUGUAGAAUUUGUGGCCAGUAUUUUCUUCUAGGUUUACUUUUUUUGAGUGAGGGGGGGAGAGUUUGGAAACCUUUGCACCCCUUCAUGUUUAUUAUCUAAAUUAAACAAUUUUCCCUUCUACAUUUCAACAUCUUAAUUUCUCAUUCAAAUUUGUCAUUUUAACCACUUAAACAUACAAAUCUUUUGUUCAUAUUUGUGUUGAGUUUGGAUUUGUUAUUAUCUACUUCUAAU